ACCUCAUACAUUUCUGGACGUAGGUACUGAUGAAACUAAAAUCUCAAAUAUUGAAUGAUACCUACUAAAAGUGAAAAUUUCUUCGUCUCCUAUGAUUUCCAGACAGAAUGUUUCGGUUUCAUUUGGAGAACUUAACAUAGUUGUUCGAUUGGUACUUCCUCGGGUUCUUCUCUACAUUUUCGAUAUUUGAAGUGAAAAAAUGCCAAGUUUAUGUUGUGAAAUAGGUGCUUAGUUUGUUGACAAUCACGAUUACGUCUGAGUUUGAGAUUUAAACAAAGUGAAAUGUUAGCUGAAUGCUCCUUAGAAGACGAGGACCCAUUAUUUGUCAAGUUAAAAUUCGAGCAUGAAUUCAGAAAGAGGAGGACAGACAGAGAAGAAAUCAGGCGUAGACUGGCCACAGGUUCAGAGGAGGAGUUUUACUCAGACAGACCUGGAAGAAAACCAAGUCUGCAAGCAAGACUGCAAAGUGGCAUGAACCUGCAGAUCUGCUUCAUGAACGAGUCUCUAUCGGACACGGACAGCCCCACCUCCGAUUCGGAAGUGCCCGUCAUCUCCCCCCACCGACUCGACACCGUCACCCCCAGUCCGUCGCCAUCUGUCCCACCCGACGACAGGGCGAGACGGCCGGCCGCCCGACCAGCCACUCUGGCCGUUGGACCGCCAGUGCGCCGGCCGUCGGAUCGGCCAUCGGCGGAGAUGGACUUCUUCGCCAGGCAGGCGCGACUGCAGACGGAGGCGCGGAUGGCUUUGGCGCAGGCCAAGGAGAUGGCCAGGAUGCAGAUGGAGAUCGAGAAACAGAGACAAAAGAAAAGUCCCAUAACUGAAAUGAUCCGCAAUAGCAUGGAAAAGGUAGGAAUACCCUUUCCAGAAGAAAAACGACGUUUAUCCCGACAAAUACUCACCGACAUGAAUGUGGCCCAGCUGCAGGUCAUCGUAAACGAUCUUCAUACUCAAAUUGAAAGUUUGAACGAGGGAUUGGUUAAAUUCCUAAUGAACCGAGAUGAUUUGCACAUGGAGCAAGAUUCUAUGUUAGUGGAUAUUGAGGAUCUGACCAGAUAUCUGGGCGCCAAAGAACAAGUGAACCAAGACCAAAAUAUCAACAGCCAUUCGAAGAACAACAACACCCCUCCAUCCCCUGCACCCUCUUCACCCCUCUCAGCUAUAAACAGCACCGUGAAGCCGCACCUGAACAGGAUAGCGAACCUAGUGAAAAAAUAACGCAUUCAAUGAUAACGGGCUAGCUGAAAUAUUGUAAGGUUUCCGUUCUCCUUCUGUAAAUAGGCUUGAUUGGAUGUUGACUGCUUGAUGUUUGAGGUUAGAAAAAUGGUGUGAGCGAGAGAGGUCAGGUAAACAUGUGUGGUAUGUGGAUUUUGACUGAUUUUUUUAUGUAUAUUUCAAGUUCCUAUGAGUAGAAAUCGAAUGAGAAAAUUGGGGAGCCACGUGAAAUGUUCCUUGACUUAACACUGAACCAAAUGACUUGGUGUAAUCUCAAAUGUUUAAAGUCAUCCAUCAUCUAAGAAGAUUUUGUCUAUUAAUACACAAUCAUGGUCGAUAGAAUUAUUCAAUUCGGAUUGAAUAAGGCAGAGAUACAUAUGGUUUCCAAGAAAUCAAAGCGAUUUUCAUUUGAAUACUGAAAUUAACAUACAAAUCUAUAUAUGUAUAUACAAAAUACAGGAGGAAGGAAUUUCACACAGAUCAGCUCAAAAUCAGUAAAAACAAACAGUAAUAGCCUAAAGUCUGAUUGCAGUUAGGAACUUUCGGGAUCUAGGAAAAUGUUCCCAAAAUCUUCUGACAGUCUUGGGUGCACUCUAUAUGAAAUAAUUAUAUACAAUACUAUUAUACAAAGCGUCAUGAAUUUCGUUUUGUCAAAAAUUUUAUCAGAUUGUAUCUUUUUUUCUUAAAAAUUUGAAUACGUAUUUCAUCGAUAUUGAACACGUAAUGGUAUCUAAAUGUGAUAAAAAAAUGUUUUGGCUCGUUAGAAUUGAAAAAACAAUUUUCUGUAACACUGUAUAAUAGUAAAUAUAGUUAAUGUUGAAAACACAUUACCUACCACCUCCUUCCAGAUAUACGUCGGUGAACAAAGCACCCUGUAUAGAUAACAUCUUAUUGAUUUCCAAUACAAAUGUGAAGCCAACUAUGAAGAAAAACAAAUAAUUGGUUGGAAUAGAUAAUAUGCGCGUGCGCGAGUUCGACAAAUUGAACAAUACUCAUACUUCAAAUAAUUCAAAACUCAUAAUACUCAUGAACCUUUUUUCGCGGAAUCGUUUUUUGAUUACAAAUCUUAGGACCAUUAUUAUGAUGAUAUUGAUUAAAUACCUCUGAAAAGGUAGUAGUGCAACUGUGAUCAUUAAUUCUGGUGAAGUAUACACGCCCUAUAUUGAAAAUUACAGGCACAGAACUCAUAUUCUUUGGCAAAAAUAAACUCGUUUCAAUGAGAUACUGGAAAUUUGUCAGUUCUUGGAAAUAGAAAAUAUCUCAGCCGUUCAAAAGUUAACUAAGAGAUGGGUUACUUUGUGGACACUAUGCAAUGCAAUGUAUAUCUAUGAAAUAUUCGAUUUAUGAUAUGAACAUUAAGGCGAAUUUAGCAGACGCAUAAGCACAAUUUAUUUCACAACCCCACAACAGCAAUGGGCCUCUCCAGUCAUUCCUAGAAAAAAUAUAUCUCGAUAUAUACGGCUCUUCAGUUUUUGGAGAUAUUGUUUUUCUUCAAUUCAUCUAAUAAAAAAUAAUAGAAAUGCCAAAAUUAACGAGCGUAUUCGAACGAUCAGACAUGUCAGCGAAACGUGAAACAUCAGAAAGCGAGUAAUUUGGAUUGGAAAUGUCAUCACCUUCUCGCAGGGACGUGACAAUGUUGCCAAUUUGGACAAAAACUAUGAUUUGUCGGAUAUUCAUUUCUCGAUUUCUUUCGAUUCAGCAUAUGAUACCGAUGCUGUUAGAUGACACAACUAAUACCUAUUCACCUAAAAAUUCGUGUUACUGAACAAUUGAGUUGCAUAAUUAGUUAGAUGAUUGAUUAAUGUUUGUGGAUUAUUUAUAAUGAUGAGUGAAAUUUAAUUUUGUAUUGAAUUACAAUGCAUAUAUUCAUUAUAUCAGUUCUGAAUCCCUUCCAGCAAAGUACUUUCAAGUUUAGGUACUCACCUAGGUACCUACUUAUAUACCUUUCUACCAUAUGAAAAGGAACAAACUUUGAAUCGAUCAAUACUUGAUUGCUCAGUUAGUUCCAUUUUCUAUACAAGCAUCACUGCAUUUUUGUCAAUAAUAUUGAGAAAUGAGAUCUGUGAAGUUAUACGGAGAAUGAGGUAUUUCUACUUGGCAACAUUGUGUUUGCGCCAGCUGCUUCGUCUCUUUCUCUUUUAGACAUGAUUGCCACAUUAGCAAUUAUAUUUUCCGGGAAUGAGUACUUGAGAUGAAUAAAUACUGAUCAAUUUGAUGAUUAUAUUAAUUAGUCAACGAAAUCGUAACAUCAUAACUCCAACAAACUGAACAAAACGGGAAACCAUGUGAAAAGUGUCUUAUUGUUAGAUGCGCGUGUAUCACAUUUUAUCCUAACCAAUCUUGAAACUUAUAUUUCACAGUUCAGAGUAAAUCGAAUGCGAUCAGAAGUGAAUUACCAAUUGCCUAAUACAUAGUAAUAUCUAAUCAUCGCAUUCCUUGCACCAUUUUGUACAUAGGAUCAAUCCAAGGAUUUUAUAGAGACCUGGCAACAGUGGCGUGCUUCCGAGACGUCACAAAUUCUAACUAAUUGAGUUGCAACCAAAUGUUGCAGUCACUGUCAUCCGACUUUCAAGCCUGAAAGACAUAAUUGAAAUAUGCAUCGCGUCCACCGAACUGACGCCAUGCUAUCAGCAUUAAAUUUAUUCAAAUUCAAAUUGUUAUUGGUACAAUAUCUCUUUUAAAGAAAGCACAUCGUAAACAAGAUACGGCGUCCCCAGAACAGUAUUCUUGCAAAAAUAUUAUUCCAAACCAAAGAGAUCUGAAAACAAUUAUUGAACUGAGAUACCCAGACCGAUACCGUAGAAUUCUGGCUGUCAGAAAACGUUUCGUCAUGCUCUCAUGCUCAUGCAUCCCCUGAAUUCACCUUGAGUAAAUGUCUGAAGUUUGAAAUCAAUACUUAUAGGAUAGAUGGAUGAUGGCCAUACUUUUCUGGGAGGUCAGUUCCAAUCGAUUUUCCAUUCAAUAUAGAUUUUCAGUUGUUCAUAGCUAAGUAGGCAUUGUUGAAAAAUGAAUUUCGGAUGUGACACAGUCACAGUAAAGAGUGAUCAUUGUUUGAACGUGAUUCGAAUCUGGAAUGAUAUUACCUAUUUACUUUAUGUUUGGAUGAUGUGGAUAGUUAGACCAUUUAUAAACGUUUUAAUGUUGAUUGUCUAGUGGCUUUAGAAUGUUUUCUGAUCAAGUAGUAUACAAGAGGAUUUACCUAAAAUAUCAAAACAGGAUAUGUAGUUUCCGAUCAUAAAAUGAGUAGCUAUAUGAAUAUGUAAACGAGGAUGAAAAACAAUUCAUUACAAAUUAUUGUCUUGACUCUCACUUGACAAUUCAAUUGAAUUUAUAAAAGCUAUUUUGUGUCUAACUUUUGUACUCAGCAAUCUCCCAGAAAUGGUUAAUAAAGUACUUUUUCUUCAAAACAUUUUUGACAUUCCGUGCGUCGAUAUAAGACGGUGAAUUUUGGCAUUGUCAUGUUAUUCCAGCGGAGCGAAAGUAUCGUUGCUAGGAUAACUACUUGUUUUUUCACCUUCGCUGACGAGUAACAAGACUGUUUUGUAUUUGUCAAACACAGCACAAGAAGUUACUCUCAUCUUCAUAUAGGUACUAUGUUUCUCUGUUUUCCUAGAAGCAUCAACCAUUAGAUGUUGAACAAAUGACAGAUUUUACACAUUUUUUCGGAAACACAAAUCCAUUCCAAAUCCUCAUUUCAAAUACGUAAAAGAACAACAUUUGUGUAUCAAAGUGAGCUGUUUGAAAGUAGUUUAGGAACAAAGCGGAAAAAAUAGUAUUGUAGUUUCCCAUGUUCUGAGCAGAUGCCUAGGUGAUAUUAAUUUUAGUAAUUUAUUUUUUAUACAUUUGACAUAUCAAAGGUAGAUUUCUGUUAUGUAAGAAUAAGUAGCAUCACGAAUAUUGUAGUGUUAUAACUGGCUAGGUAUUAGUUUUCACAUCAGAAGAUACAACAUGGAGUUGAAAGUAGUAACUAAAAUACUACAAGUCAUCACGUGCACACUUUUGACUAAAAAACUAUUGAUCUUAUUAAUAAAUAAAUUACAGAAGCAGCAAAAUGCUGAAUGGACUUAUGUUAAGAGGGUUUCAUGCUAUUUUCUCUGUUUCAGCUCUCGUUCACAAUAAAUGAAUUGUAUAUUACAAAUGUUGCUUGUUCUCUUGAUAUUCUUUAGAUCAUUUUCAAUGCAGACAUGCAAUAGCACCAAUAAUGUAAUUCCAUUGCCGAAACGGAGAAAAUGCAUUCAUUUAGUUGAAUUAAAAGAAGAAACAAUGCAAUGAAAUUAAUCUCUCUAAUGUGUGAUGCUUUGAAUUAUGAGUAGUUUGAAAACUACAUGGAUGCCAAUCAACUUGCCAUAUCUUUAUUAGGAAAGAAUUUAUUCAAAGAAAAAACUACUGUAAUAGUAGGGGAGCCCAAGCGGGGAUUUUGGGAUUUACUCGAGCACGGGAGAAUAACAUAAGGGGGUAACCUUGCACCUUGUGAAAUACUCCUACCAUACCUGGGCUCUUUAUAUGGUGUCAAACUUCUAGGGCAGCCGAUCAGAUUAGUAAAAUUAAAUCGAUCGUUAGAAAAACUCGAGAACGUCAGAUCAAGGCAAGGUCAGUUAAUUACAUGCAGAAAAGUGUGCGUUUCAAUAAUCUGACCAUUUGAGCCUGACAUAAGGAAAGGGGGGAGCUACAAAGUUGCGAAAUAAACGUCACUUGAACCUUCUCGAGCGCCAUUAAUUUUUUUUUAUUCUGAUGGAAAUUAUUCACUGAUCACGGAAGUAACAUAAUAUGCCGAUUUGCACAAGCCAAAGUAGCAAACAUCAUCAAUUAAGUUUGCGUACGUGCAGCCACUAGGAACUAUGUUUUCCCCACUUCGCGCAACUCUGCCUUCAUCUCUCUUUUUUUCACUCGCUCGCACUGUCCCCCUUAGCACAGAUCGAAACCUAGGCUUUCCGCCAGAGCCGAAUUUGAAUGCGCAUGUCCGAAAAAUGACAUUUGACAUAAAUACUGCACUUGUUUUGACCUGUUGUUCUUGAAUAUGUGAAAAUGGUGUUUCAUUUGAAAAACCGGAAAUCCGACAUAUUGUAUUGUUAGGUGAUCAAAUCCGAAAUGGUUGCUAAUAUAACUACCAAAGGACCCCGCACGAAAACACGGGAAAUUGACUGAAAUUUCACUAAGUUGUUGUGUGAGGAUGGCUCAUUAGAAAAAUAUGUGAGUUUGAAAAGUUUUGUAUGUUUAGUUUCUGAGAUAUGCAUUCUUGAGUUUACAGUAUUACAGGGUUAUUACCUCGGAUAUUACUAUCAAAAAUUGAUAUCUCAGAAACGAAACAUAAAAAAUUGAAAAACUUUUUGCAUAUGAUAGUCAAGAGAUUCAAAAUAGUGUGUGUAAAAUGAGAUCCAAAUCUAC
Phaedon cochleariae (mustard beetle) is the source of this 6600-nucleotide messenger RNA. Lineage: Eukaryota; Metazoa; Arthropoda; Insecta; Coleoptera; Chrysomelidae. The record is from the annotation of a GenBank genome assembly.